Messenger RNA from Capronia coronata CBS 617.96, 1194 nucleotides. RefSeq lists its product as uncharacterized. The record is from RefSeq and is a predicted model, not a curated record. The coding region runs from base 1 to 1194 and encodes 397 amino acids. Gene Ontology annotation, molecular function: DNA binding, bending. The transcript has 3 exons. Gene Ontology annotation, biological process: positive regulation of mating-type specific transcription, DNA-templated. Gene Ontology annotation, cellular component: nucleus. NCBI's taxonomy places the organism in Eukaryota, Fungi, Ascomycota, Eurotiomycetes, Chaetothyriales, Herpotrichiellaceae.
AUGGCCGCAAACAACAAAUCAGGGCAGGCUGCCCUCGCAACCGCCAUCAAUUCGUUGACUCCUGCUCAAUUGAGUGCCUUGACAGCCUCGGUUGCAGCAGUUGUUGGUGCAAACCCAUUGCCUGUCACCGCUGGGGCCAUGGCCACAGGAGUCAACCUUCCUCAGGCCGCAGCUGCACCUACUCCUCCCAUCAACAACCCUCGAAAUACUGCACGCCGUGGUCGAGCUGCUGCUUCGAGGAAGAAACCUCUCAAUGGAUUCAUGACAUUCCGAUCAUACUACAGUACCCUCUUCGCAGGACUCACCCAGAAGGACAAAUCUGGCCUCAUUCGUGUGAUGUGGGGUGCGGAUCUCAAGAAGCCGAUGUGGACACUUCUCGGAUAUGCGUACUCCGACCUCAGAGACCAUCAUGACGAAUCUUUGGCCAUUGACAAGUUUCUUGCUGCCACUGUACCGUUGCUGCCCAUCGUCCCAGCUGAUCAGUACUUGUCCAAGAUGGGAUGGGAGCUUACGAAGAACAAUGCCGGGGAGCUAACGCUCGCUCGAAACAACACAUUCGGUGCAGAUAACCUGUACGCAGAGUACCCAGCCCGUACCAGCAUGUCCAUGGCAGAUAUCAUCAAUCACUGCUACGAAGGAGGCUUGUUGAACAGAAACAUUCGCCGUGCCACCCCACCCCCUCGCCCUGCCCAGGCAACUCAGGCUCCUCAGGGAAACAACAAUGCAAAUGCACCACCACCUCCAUCAUGUGGUGGUUCUUUGGUCCUCGCCGUCACACCUCAACAAGUCAACGUAGCUGUGCCGAAUGCAAGCACUCCGACCGCGACUGCAACCGCGACUUUAACUGCAACUCCAACCGCGACUUCAAGUGCGUCUCCUGCCAACAGUGUCAUGGUCUCCCGGACUGCGUCGGGUUCUGAGACACAGGAAGAACUAGGUUCCGAAGGCUCCAGAUCUGAAGAGCAAGGAGACAUUGGAGAGCUCACUGUCGACGACAUCACCAGUACCCCGGCCUACCUGUCCAUCCAGCACGUCACCGCAGAUCAGCAAGCCGCAUUCGAAAGCAACGCUCUGGCUCUGCACUUCCAUCCCCGCAUCCAGCCCCCCAUCCUCGGUUUCGAUCCUCGCGUCAUCCAGGACGACUUCGACCCAUUCGACUUGGACCUGAGCGGCCUUGUCGACUGGGAAGCAUGA